GGCCAGUGCCCGGGCGGAAAGGGCGGAGUCUCUCCCCGGGUUGGAGGUCGCGGGGUGGAGUGGCCUCGGAGCGGGUGAAGCUGUGUGAGGACGUGAGGCUUCAGGUGGACUGGUUCCCGGAAAGCGAUGGCUCCAGCCCUGCGCUGUCCUCUGUGCCGCCAGAGCUUCUUCUCGGGUCGCGGACACGUCUACAGCCGGAAACACCAGAGACAGCUGAGAACAGCCUUGGAGCGACUGCUGCCCCAGGUGGAAGCUGCCCGAAAAGCAAUCCGGACUGCCCAAGUAGAGCGCUAUUCUCCUGAGCAUGACCAGUGCUGCUGGUGCCUGUGCUGUGGUUGUGAGGUUCAGAAACAUCUGAGCCAUGGAAAUAUGACUGUGCUGCAUGGAGGUCUGCUAGAACAUCUGGCCAGUCCAGACCACAGGAAAGCAACCAAUAAAUUUUGGUGGGAGAAUAAGGCAGAUGUUUUGCUAAAAGAAAAGUUCCUGGUCUCACAGCAUGAUUAUACCCGAUUCAAGAAAUCCAUGGUAAAGGCUCUGGACUCCUAUGAGGAAAAAGAAGAUGAAAUGAUUAAAAAGAUGGCAGCCCAGAUUCGAGAGGUGGAACGCAGCCGGCAGGAGGUGGUACAGUCUGUCUUAGAGCCUCAGACGGUGCCUGACCCAGAAGAGGGCUGUUCAGCGCCUUCUGUCUGGAAAGAAACAAACAGGAUAACCCCCAGCUCACAACAGCUCUCCUUGGACCCUCAAACUCCAGAACUCAACUGGAUGGAGACCACGCAGUCUCUGACUUUCAUUGGACAUCAGGACACACCUGGAGUUGGCAAUGUUCAUUCAGGGGCUACCCCUCCCUGGCUGCUGCAGGAUGAUGAAGACUGCAACAGCUCCGCACACCAGAUUGGGCCUUCCUAUGAAGACUUCCUCAAAGAACGUAAGUUAGAUGGAGGGGUGGGGAUUUUCAUACUUCAUGCUCCAAACUUUACUCAUCCUCUUGCAGAAGAGAAACAGAAAUUGAGAAAGCUGCCCCCAGACCGGGUAGGGGCCAAUUUUGACCACUGCUCCAGUACAGGUGCAGGCUGGCUGCCUUCCUUUGGCAGAGUUUGGAAUAAUGGGCGCAGAUGGCAAUCUCGGCAUCAAUUUAAAGCAGAAGCAAAGCAGUAGCUGGCCAUCAAGUAAACAUUGGAGGGAGGAUUGCAUAAAUUUCCCCCAGGAUUUAGCAAUGUUAUGAAUGUUGUAAAUAAAAUUUAUGCUUUUUCUAA
This is a messenger RNA of Monodelphis domestica (gray short-tailed opossum), 1253 nucleotides long. RefSeq names its product centrosomal AT-AC splicing factor (gene CENATAC). The record is from RefSeq and is a predicted model, not a curated record. NCBI's taxonomy places the organism in Eukaryota, Metazoa, Chordata, Mammalia, Didelphimorphia, Didelphidae.